AUGAACUUCGGCGAUGUCAGAAGCGAACAAUUACCAUGUCCGCCGCGCUUACGGGAGCGACGCUUCUCGGUGCCGCAGCGUGAAAGCGUCCAGAUGCGUUGUGGCGCGCUGUGGCGGAGCCGCAAAGGCAAGGAAACCUCGCGCAACCGAGCGGAGUCCUCUAACGGCUGCUUCUGCCCCGCCUUCAAUGUACAUUGUUGA
Molecule: messenger RNA, 201 nt
Organism: Rangifer tarandus platyrhynchus (Svalbard reindeer)
Lineage: Eukaryota; Metazoa; Chordata; Mammalia; Artiodactyla; Cervidae
Source: the annotation of a GenBank genome assembly